This is a messenger RNA of Emiliania huxleyi CCMP1516, 480 nucleotides long. RefSeq lists its product as hypothetical. Gene Ontology annotation, molecular function: 3'-tRNA processing endoribonuclease activity. Gene Ontology annotation, cellular component: nucleus. The transcript has a single exon. The record is from RefSeq and is a predicted model, not a curated record. Lineage: Eukaryota; Haptophyta; Isochrysidales; Noelaerhabdaceae. The coding region runs from base 1 to 480 and encodes 159 amino acids.
AUGCUUCGCGCCUGUGCGCUGCCGUUCCACGCCCGCUGUGCUCUGCCGUUCCGCUCCGCAUUCCGCUGCGCGCACAGCGGCCGCCGGCGUGGCAGCGCGCCUCCGGCGCCUCAGCCGUUCCGGCGAGGAGGCGACCGCCGGACCGCCGACAAGCUGCGCGCCUCGCAGAAGCUUCCGCACCGGGAAAGGCCAAUCAACAACCAGGACAUUGGCGAGCUCAACCUGGUGUUCCUCGGCACGGCGAGCGCGCAGGCGACGACCUCGCGCGCGCAGCAGUCCGUCGCGCUGCGCGUGCAGAACGAGACGUGGCUCUUUGACUGCGGCGGGCAGACGCAGAUGCAGAUGCUGCGCGCCGGCAUCGCGCCGCUGUCGGUGACGCGCAUCUUCAUCUCGCACAUGCACGGGGACCACGUCUUCGGGCUGCCGGCCGUGAUCGCCAUGUGCGCAAACUCGUCGAUGCAGCAGGUCGAGCAGAUGUAG